Blepharisma stoltei is the source of this 882-nucleotide messenger RNA. Lineage: Eukaryota; Ciliophora; Heterotrichea; Heterotrichida; Blepharismidae. The record is from the annotation of a GenBank genome assembly.
AUGCUAAAACUCAAAAGAAGCUCAUCCUCCGCAAACACUUACGAUGAAAAUAUUCCCAAUACAAGGCUCCCUUACCUCGUUCUAAAAAUCGAAAGCGGAAUCCGUCUCGGUGAGCUCGUCGACACAAUGUCAUUACAGCCUUACAUCGUUAUCGAGUCAGGCAACCGAAGCUGGCAGACACAAAUAGGAUCUCCUUCUGACGACUCUUACGAAUGGGGCGAAAUCUUCGAAAUAGAAGUCGAAGACCUGCAGCCCUUUAUGAUCCAUCUCUACGACAAAGAUGAAUAUGGCUCCGACGACAUUUUGGCAUCUCUGAUCUUUUCGAGGUCACUUUUCGAAAGUUGGAGAUCAGGAAAUGCCAACAUGUGGCUAAAACUAAGCCCGCCACGAGUAAGUAUCGACAAUCCAACGCCUCUAGACAUUGCAGUUGAAGUCCGAGCAAAUCAAAUUUAUAAUUCUUACGACUGUGGACCAAUGCUGCAUAUCCAGGCAUCUUUUAUGGAUGCACAAACCUUAAAGAAAAUGAAAGUCCUUGUUAAAAACCACAAGAUAAAAGCUGGAGCUAAUCCGUACAUAUAUUAUGAAGUGUCUGUGGUACGAAACGACGGAGUAGAGUGGAAAAUUGAAUUGAGGUACUCACAAGUGUACGCAUUAAGAAGGGAGCUGAUAAGCAUCAUUCCAGGCCUUAGAAAGCUGCCUUUUCCAAGGAAAACUUAUUUUGAUUGGCUCUAUUUUUUGUGUUCAAGCUGUAAUAGAUUUUCUCCUAGCAUAAUUGCUGAAAGGCAAAAAGGGAUGGAAUUCUUUUUGAAUGCAGUGCUUGAAAAUUGCGCAGAAAUUGAAAGUGAGACUUUAAAUAAUUUGUUGAAGUUGCCUAAGGAUUAA